AUGCAGCUUUGGCACCUCGCUACGGCUGUUGCCCUGCUGGCAGAGUCGUUCGUCGCGGCUGAUCUCGCCUACUGUGCCACGGAUAACACUGGUUCUGACUACUCAGCUGUGACCAAUACCUACCAAUCCAACGGAGCUUGCCAGAAAACUUGCGCUAAGUACGCUCUCGGUGUCCUCCAGGGCAAGAAGUGUUGGUGCACGAACGUGGUGCCGUCGAAGUCUUCGCAAAAGGCCACCUCCAAGUGUGACACUUCAUGCCCAGGCUACCCCGAUGAUAGUUGUGGUAGUGCUGCCGAUGGUGUCUUCGCCUAUGUCUCUGUCUCUGGAAACAGCCCGACCAGCACCGAGGGUGGCAGCUCGGGAACAACUACGACAAACACAUCCGGCACCACGACCUCGGGCAGUGUCGUCAAGGAGACGACGUCGGGCGGCGAGGUCAAGACCAUCACCGUUGCCGGAUCGAGUGCCACGUCCGGUGCCGACACCUCGAAGGCCACCGCCGACGAGAAGUCUGGUCUGAGUGGUGGCUCCAUUGCCGGAGUAGUCAUUGGUGUUCUGGGAGGAUUGGCCCUGAUCGGAGGUCUCAUCUUCCUGAUCUUCUUCUACCGUCGCCGGGCCCGCUCCGCUAGCCCUAUUCCGAGCAAUGCAGACAUGACUGACAACCGAACGAGCCAAGGCUCAAGCUUCGUCAGGGGUGUCUUCACCCAGGGUAGCGACACCGGAAACGGUCUCGGACGCCAGAACACCUAUACCGACAACCGCAUGAAGAACGUGUACCCAAAUGGGCCUCGGGACAGCAGCGUUUCCCUGCAAGACAACGAGGACUACUCACGUCCUGUGCUCCGGCUCACAAAUCCCGACUAA
This is a messenger RNA of Penicillium argentinense, 864 nucleotides long. RefSeq names its product WSC domain-containing protein. Bases 1 to 864 code for a protein of 287 amino acids. The record is from RefSeq and is a predicted model, not a curated record. The transcript has 4 exons. NCBI's taxonomy places the organism in Eukaryota, Fungi, Ascomycota, Eurotiomycetes, Eurotiales, Aspergillaceae.